This is a messenger RNA of Dioscorea cayenensis subsp. rotundata (Guinea yam), 4786 nucleotides long. RefSeq names its product probable inactive receptor kinase At2g26730. NCBI's taxonomy places the organism in Eukaryota, Viridiplantae, Streptophyta, Magnoliopsida, Dioscoreales, Dioscoreaceae. Bases 2827 to 4626 code for a protein of 599 amino acids. Gene Ontology annotation, molecular function: protein binding; protein kinase activity; ATP binding. Gene Ontology annotation, biological process: protein phosphorylation. The transcript is spliced from 2 exons. The record is from RefSeq and is a predicted model, not a curated record.
UCUUGCAGUGUGCGUGGUAAGACAAGGUUCAUUUCCCUUCGGCGGUUAUCCACGAGAAACAAGUGCCUUUCUCUCUGCCUAGAAUUCCUCUACGUGCUCCAAUGGAGAAGAUGGGAGUCGCCGAACCACAGCUGGAGGACCUCUUCAAGCAGAAGAAACCCGCCAGGAACCCUCUCGUACGUCCCCAUCGGUAACAUUAAUUUUUUUCUCCAUUCAUAACUCCACCGAUGAUUUCACUUAGAUAUCAUUCAAAAUGGUUUCACUGUUCACCUUUGAUUUUGGCUUCUUGAUUUCUGAUGCUGCUGAUACUGAAUGCAUGCCUUGAAAUGGAAAAAAUAUGAAUUUUUUUUUUGCUGUUAUGCUUUGUUGUUGUUCUUCUUCUCUGUGUUUAUAACCUUGUAUAUUGUCCUUGAUUUUCAAUUUAGGGAUUUUGGUAACCUCAUUAAGCUGAAAUCAACCAAAUUGGUUCUGAAUUCCGCCCAACGGGACUUAACAUUGGUGAAAUCUGCCACUGAUUUCAGUGGUGUUUGUCUGGAAUUUAUAACCUUGAGAUGAUUAAGUUAAAAAUUCAGUUUAAAUAGUAUUAUUUUGGAUUAGAGGUUUUGGAGAAUUUUCAGAUUGAGAACCAAAUAUUUUAAGCACUCAAACAAAAUUUUAACACUAUGGUGUUAAUGAGCUACAAUUUAGAAACAAAACAGAUUUGAAUUUUAAGUGUGAUAUGUUUGGCAUUGAUUUCAAUAAAGAUUUUUAUUAAUCAAGAGUUUGACCUUGGAUAUUAUCAGAAUCUUUUUAAUCUAAUAUUAAAGUUCAUAAGGUGCAUUUGUCACUGCUGGUGUGCUCACAGCAGGGUUAAUUAGUUUUAGACAAGGGAAAUCUCAGUUAGGGCUCGUGUGGUAGCUCAAGGUGCAACAGUUGCUUUAUGUUUGGCAGUGCCUACUACUAUGGAGAUCAAUUUAAGUGUACAAAGUAGGACAACUUCUUCAUUUUCAUUUGCUGUCUCUGUUCUGCGUGUUGAAUGACUGUAUCUUCGCUUUGGAAAUGCUUCUUUUUCAUGAAGAUGGAAUCGUGAAAUUGACUGUGAAAUGCAUUCAGAUUUCAUGCUUUGAAAUUUUAUUAUUGCCCAUCUGAACUUUGCACCAGUCAAAUGUAACUUUCUUUGAUGGGGAUCUUCUUUAAUGCAAUUCUAUUGGCAGUUAUUUUUUUUGGUGUUGUUAGUUAAGUGUUGAUCAUGUUCUUGUGAUCAUUAGAUAUGCAUGUAUUUUUGUGUGGUAUGUUUCUUUCUUAUGCCCUACUUUUUGAUAUAAGUAUAACAAAAUUGGAAUGUUCUGAUGAUGAAUAAAAACAUUAAGAGGACUGUUCUAAGUUGUGCACAAAGACAAAUUCUUGCAAUGGUGAAAUUUGAUGUUCUUGUCCUGUUAGGGAAAGGUGAAGAAUUUCCAUAGUGAAAUCUGAACACCACCAGAGAGUAUGAUAAGAGUAUAUGUUGUUCAAAAUUGCUGAACUUCUAAAUGUGCCCAGAUUAUAAAAAAUACCAUGAGGUUAACGGGACUAAUUUGCAUGGAGUUGUUGACAUAAAACUCAAAAUCAUCUAAAUUUGUAACACACAUGAAUGUCUCUAGAUUUGCAAUAGAAUUACACAUUAUAGCCCCGACAGAAUAAUAUCAGGAAUAAUUUCUUUGAUUUAAGAAAAAGCAAAACACUCAAUUCAUUAUUUUUACUAGUAGUUUUGUGUGGGUCAAAAACUUUUAUUAUGAGAUAAGUUCAUACUCCUCUCACCAAGUAUUAGUUUAUUCUUGCAUUUUAACAGAACAUAAUGGGGAAAUCUUGGGAGGGGAAUAAAUCCAUGUCUAGUUCCAGGAUUUCACAUAUAUAUGUAGAUCAUCCAUUGAACCUUCAAUAUCAGAAACACUUCACACAUGGACAUAUCAAAACAGACAUAUCACCUUCUUUGUAUUCUUAUGAAAGUGUGGAUAUAUUGAAUCUAAUUGUUGUUCAGUCAAUAAAUACAACCAACUAGUAAUAAUGAUUUGUGAAUUUUGACCAAGUUAUUUGAUGCAUAUGUGGAGUUACUAGUCAUAUGAUUAGUUAAUUAUCAACAAUUCCAGUUGAUGUAUGCUAUUUCCCUUAUAACUAAAAGAACCUAACUAAGGAUAUUUUUUUAUUUUGAGAGGGUGGAUAAGUUACUCAUGUAAUUAAAGUAAAAUUUAAAUACAUGAGACCAUGGAAACCGCAAGGUAUGAUAGUGCAUUGGAGAGACUAAAUAGAAAUAUACUAACAAAUAUUCCUGAACCAAUUUUAAAAGGAGUUUUUGGACACUUUCAGAGUGGAUAUAUGUCAUAUAUAUAUAUAUAUAUAUAUAUAUGUACAUAUCACGCCCUUCAUAUGUCUUUUGGUUUUUAUUUGAAUAACUAAAUUUGAAACAAACCCAGAUAAAGACUAUACAUAGUUCAAGGCUGUCAUAAGUAAUCCAAGAUGAUAAAUCCAAACCCUUGCAACAACCUUCAAUGAAUUGGCACAUUUUCUCAUCUACCUAUAAAGUUAAAUCACAUCAAACACAAAAACUAAGAGCCAUCUUGUUAACCUAUGCUCUCAAACUAAUAACCAAUCAAAAGCACUUGACCAAGUAAGAGCCAAUGCAUACUUUACUAUUCUGUAAUUAAAAAAAAAAAAAAACAAUAAUCUACCUGUUUGGAAAAUUCAAUUGUCCUUAGCUCCAAAUAACCACCCAAUUGGAAGCUCCAUAAGUUCCUCUUUUCUCCUUCUUGACUUCUCUCCAUAAGCCUAACUACAACUUCCUCUGCAUCACACUCUCAUGAGUGUCCCAACAUGGAGUUCAAACAACGCUUGAAUUCCAUGAUCUCCUUAGUCUUCAUCCUCAUCCUCAUCCCCCCUCAUUCUUCAACUUCACAACAAGAAGAAGACUAUGUCAAGAUAUCUCUGAUCACUUUCCUUCAGACACUCUCCGGAAAUGCAGUGAAGAUGAGUCAGCAACUUGGCUGGGAUAUAUCAUCUAAUCCAUGUUCCGGUGGGUGGACUGGUGUGAUAUGCCACAAUGGUUCAUCAUCGGUAACAGAAAUAACUCUUAAAGGUUAUGAUCUUUCUGGUUUCAUUGAUGCUGGUAUUAUCUGUAAAUCACUGUCACUUGUUGUCUUGAGCUUAAGCAAUAACAGUCUUCGUGGUGAACUCCCGUCGGAGAUCUCUAACUGUUCAGCAUUGACAAGUUUGGAUGUCAGCCAAAAUGAACUUUCAGGCCGGCUGCCUGAUUCACUGUCUGAGCUGAAGACCUUGGAAAGUCUCAACUUAUCCCAUAACAAUUUCUCCGGUUUAAUUCCAGCUUCAAUCUUCGGAAAUCUAAAACAGUUCGAUGUGUCAAAUAAUAAUUUCUCCGGUCCGGUCCCUCCUGAUGGUACCCGUUUUGGCAAUGGCAGCUAUUUGGGUAAUGCCGGGUUGUGUGGGGCGCCUCUUCAUAUUGCCUGUACAUCAGCAGCAUCACCGGUGGAGCAACCAAGGAAGAAAAUGCCGGCAAAGUUGCAAAUUCUCAUGUAUUCAGGUUAUUUUAUUCUUGGUAUUGCAUUCCUCCUGUUAUUAGUAUUUGUGUUGUCAUUGAAAAACAAGAAGAGAAAGAAGAAGACUGAGGAGAAAACCAUGGUUGAGAAUUAUAAAGAAGUGGUUGGAAACUCAAAUGGAUAUAAUAAGAAUACAAGUCGGUCUGAUUAUUCGACAUCUUCUGCAUCGCUUGUGUUACUGAAGAGUACUCAGGCAAAUAAUGGAUUGAGAUUUGAUGAUUUGUUGAAAGCUCCUGCUGAGUUGAUGGGAAGAGGAAUUUAUGGAAGUGUGUAUAAGGUGAUGCUUGGAGAUGGGACCAAGUUGGUUGUGAAGAGGAUUAAGGAAUGGAUGAUUUCUGAUGAGGAAUUUGAGAAGAGGAUGGAGAUGAUUGAUAAGGUAAGACACCAGAUAGUGCUUUCAGCAGUGGCCUUUUAUUGCUCUAAACAGGAGAAACUUUUAGUUUAUGAGUUUCAGCAGAAUGGUAGCCUUUUGAAGCUCCUUCAAGAUGCGGAAAGAGGCAGGCCAUUCAACUGGAGCAGCAGGCUAAACUUGGCUGCAACCAUAGCCGAAGGCUUAGCCUUCAUGCACAACAAUCUCCAAAUCAUGAGUCAUGGCAUCCCCCAUGGAAAUCUCAAGUCCUCCAACAUUCUCUUGAACAACAACAUGGAACCAUAUAUAAGCGAAUACGGGAUAAUGUCGACCAAUAACAGGACUCAUCCAUCUCCAAACAAGGAAAACAACAACAAAGACGGUGACAUGAAAACUUUCAAGACUGAUGUUUAUAGCUUUGGUAUUCUUCUUCUUGAGCUACUGACAGGGAAACUGAAUCAAGACAAUGGAUUUGAAUUGACCAAAUGGGUUAACAGUGUUGUUAGAGAGGAGUGGACGGUGGAGGUUUUCGAUAAGGCAUUAAUUGCAGAAGAUGAUAACCAGGAGAGCAUGGUGCAUUUGCUUCAAGUUGCUGUUAAGUGUGUAAACGCGUAUCCUGAUGCUAGGCCAACCAUGAGCCAAGUCUAUGCUAUGGUCAAGAGUAUUAAGGAAGAUGAAGAUCAAAGAUCUUUGGCCUCUGAUCAGUUCUAAAUUGAUUGAAUCCUUUUAUUUAUAGAUUGCAUUUUCUUGAAGUUCUUUUUAAGUAAUGUUGUUUUAUAUUAGUGUUGUGCGCUUUUGUCUCCACAAAAAUCAUUCCAAUGAUAUGCUUAUUUUGCAAAUGCACAUGACUAAAGAAGUCAUGUUGAUAGAA